Homalodisca vitripennis (glassy-winged sharpshooter) is the source of this 792-nucleotide messenger RNA. RefSeq lists its product as uncharacterized. Lineage: Eukaryota; Metazoa; Arthropoda; Insecta; Hemiptera; Cicadellidae. Gene Ontology annotation, molecular function: DNA binding. Bases 23 to 688 code for a protein of 221 amino acids. The record is from RefSeq and is a predicted model, not a curated record. The transcript has 2 exons.
ACGAGAUUGUUUUGCGAGGGAGAUGAAAAACUUGAAAUUACCUAGUGGCAGUAGCCAAAAGAAGAAGAAAAAGUAUGUGUACUUCGAUCAACUGCUGUUCCUCACUGCGAACAACACUGACAGGAGGACAACCACCAAUGUUCCUGAUGAGCAACCCGACAUUGGAAACGAAAAUGCGGCUACUGAAGAAAACAACGAAGAUUUGACUGAGGUAGUUGCUUCAGAACCAGCAACACCUAACCAAGUAGCGCCCAACCAAGCAGCGCCUAACCGUAUCAACAAAAAAUAUCGACAGACUCCCUUUGAAAUGGCCGUACUUAAACAUUUGACAAAUGCAAGCAAGCCAACGGAUGAAGAAGAAGAAGCUGAUAAGCACUUUCUACUAUCCUUUUUGCCUAUGUUAAAAAACCUUCCUGUUGACAAAAAAUUGUGGGUUCGGAUGAAAUUUACGGAAGUUAUGCAGCAAGCCUUGGCAGUAGAACGCUAUAACCCUCCCCCUGCAUUUUUUGCCCACUCAAGUCACCAGUGGCAGCAGCUACCAAACGUCCCUAAUCAUCCCCAAUAUAACUACCCUAAUUGGACGGAUGCUUCUCCAAGAGAGCGCCAGGCUAACAUUCAGUCCCCUACACCCUCUGAAUCGCUUAGUAACAAUAAUUCGGAUGUGUUUAGUGUUUUUGAAGAAUUGUAAUUGGACUGGACACCUUCAUUGCAAAAGUGUUAAUUAUUUUUACUGCAUUAUUUAAAUGUAAGAUUACAUAACCUCUUGCAUUACAAAUAUUACUUGUUUGAUUU